GUGAACGGGCGGCUGCCUGUCACUGCUGCAGAGCAGAUGGGUGGGUUCCUUAAACGGAAAGUAUGAGUCCCACCCAUUUUACUUAAGUACAGUCAAAACGGCGGCUGGUAAAAGAAAUAGUUCCUCCAGGAAGAGACUGAAAGCAGACCAUAAACCAUGAGCUACCCUGGAUACCCACAGCAGCCUGGGGCCUACCCUCCACAACCUGGUGCCUACCCACCUCAGCCAGGGGCCUACCCUCCGCAAGUUGGAGGCUACCCCCAACAGCCAAGCGGCUAUCCUCCUCAGGCUGGUGGCUAUCCUCCUCAGGCUGGUGGCUUCCCUCCUCAGGCUGGUGGCUACCCUCCUCAGGCUGGUGGCUAUCCUCCACAAGGUGGUGGUUAUCCUCCUCAGGCUGGUGGUUAUCCUCCUCAGGGUGGUGGCUAUCCUCCUCAGGCUGGUGGCUAUCCUCCACAGGCUGGAGGCUACCCACAAGCACCACCACAAGGUAGUUGGGGAGGUGGCCCUGCUGGCGGAUAUCCCACCAUUGGUCUUGGCAACUUAUCCAACCCUGGAUACAAUGCUGGCAUGGCCAACCAGAUCACUGCAGGCAUGGGUGGUUUUACUCAAAACCCAUCCAUGUUCGCCCAAGCCUCUGGGGGGUACCCACCUGCUCCUCAGCCUAGUGGGUAUGGUGCCCCCUUUCCUAACCAACAGUCAUAUGGCCUGUACCCACAGCCAGGAGGGAACAUGCAACAACCCCAAGGCCCAGGGAUGGCCUACCCUGGUCAGCCUGGGCAGCCAAUGCCUGGUUAUGGAGGAGCACCAGCACCUAUGCCAGGUUACCCUAAGGUCCCUUCACCAAAUCCUUCCAUGCCAGCCUACGGAGGAGGAGGAGGAACCAUGCCAAUAGCUCCAGCUGUCAAUAGAGGAUUCAGGGGAACAAUCAAGGACUUUCCUGGAGCUGACCAACUUAGAGAUGCAGAGGUCCUGAGGAAGGCCAUGAAGGGCUUUGGAACUGACGAGCAAGCCAUCAUCGAACUACUGGGCAGUCGCUCCAAUAGGCAGCGUGUGCCUUUGCUCCGAGCCUACAAAACAGCCUACGGGAAGGAUCUGAUUAAGGACCUACACUCGGAACUGUCUGGAGACUUCAGAAAGCUGGUCAUGGCCACGUUGAAGACCCCAACUGAGUUGGAUGCUUCCGAGCUCCACUUUGCCAUAAAGGGAGCUGGAACCGAUGAAGCCUGCCUCAUAGAGAUCUUGUCUUCUCGCUCCAACGCUGAAAUCAAGGAGAUAAACCGUAUUUUCAAACAAGAAUACAAGAAGUCCCUGGAGGACGCCAUUAGUGGGGAUACUUCAGGCCACUUCCGCAGGCUCCUGAUCUCUCUCGCACAGGGUAAUCGUGACGAGCGGCCGAAUGUCGACAUCUCUCUGGCUAAACAAGAUGCUCAGGCCCUGUAUGCUGCAGGAGAAAACAAGCUUGGAACAGACGAGUCCAAGUUUAAUGCUAUUUUGUGUGCUCGGAGCAAACCCCAUCUCAAAGCAGUGUUUCUUCAGUACCAGCAGAUGUCUGGCAGGGAUAUCGAGAAGAGCAUCAACAGGGAGAUGUCCGGAGACCUUGAGAGUGGCAUGUUGGCAGUGGUGAAGUGUAUUAAGAACACAAAUGCCUAUUUUGCUGAGAGACUUUACAAGGCCAUGAAGGGAGCUGGGACCAAAGACACAACCCUGAUCCGGAUCAUGGUCUCCCGCUCCGAGGUUGACAUGCUGGAUAUUCGCCAGGAGUAUGUCAAAAACUACGGCAAGUCACUGUACACGCACAUUUCUGGAGACACAUCUGGAGACUACAAGAAACUCCUACUGAAGUUCUGUGGGGGCAGUGACUGAGAAGGAAACAGUGACUACUACAUUAUAGAAUUGUUCUAUAAAUAUCUGUUCCCUGCCUUAUCUAUAUGCACUAUAGCUUAACUGCAAACCUGCAUGCCAUGCCAGUACUCGCAAUGCAAUGAAUCUAGUAUAUAUUGCUAUGUUUUGUUUCUUUUCUAAAUAUAUUAUGCACACAAAUGUUCUAUAUUUUUUCACUGGUGAUAUCUUUGCUGGAUAUUUGGGUUUAAUAUACAUGACCAUACAAUAGAUUUCAAACAAAUUAAAUUAGAGUUCUUAUAUUUUUAAGAUGUUUUAUAUCAAUUCUGCCAAUAUUUGCAGAUAUCUAAUGAUCUCUGCCGCGUUUAUCAGCUAAUUUUGUAAUGUUCAGCAAUGCUGAAUAAAGUGAAAGACAUACAUAGCAGCUCAGUACCAACAUUGUUUGUUCAUGUUUACAAUUGCAUAAUCUAUUCUAUAUUUUGUUUUCCCUCUUUUUUCAUUCAUCAUUGUUUGCAUCAGAUGCUUUUAUUAGUGUUUUUACUCUUAGUUCCUGUUAUUGUAGCAUGUAAAACUCAAGCAUCACAUUUGUUGGUGAUUGUAUCUUUUUGAGUCUCACAAAAUAAAUAUUGAGUGCUCACGCUGGAA
Cyclopterus lumpus (lumpfish) is the source of this 2484-nucleotide messenger RNA. RefSeq names its product annexin A11a (gene anxa11a). The transcript is spliced from 15 exons. The record is from RefSeq and is a predicted model, not a curated record. Gene Ontology annotation, biological process: phagocytosis; cytokinetic process. Gene Ontology annotation, cellular component: cytoplasm. The coding region runs from base 157 to 1863 and encodes 568 amino acids. NCBI's taxonomy places the organism in Eukaryota, Metazoa, Chordata, Actinopteri, Perciformes, Cyclopteridae. Gene Ontology annotation, molecular function: calcium-dependent phospholipid binding; calcium ion binding.